AAAUGCCUUAAAGUGUAUGAAUUGUUUAGAGGAAGAAGUCCUUAGGCUUGAGGUCUGGCAGGAACAGAGUUGGCAGAUUCAACAUCAAUGCCUAAACUGUGAAGAGGAAUACAUGGACAUGGAAUUAUGGUGGGGUUGAAAUGGACAAAUUGUUUCUUAAGCAUCUCAAAAAUUUUAUUUUCUUUCCAUCUACUCUAACCACCUUCACACCAGAGGCAAAAAGUUAUAGAAUAAUUCUUGAAUUUCCUUAAAACUGAUUUUACAAAAUAAAUAAAGAUUGAAAAUCAAAGAUAUCACACAAAGAAAUAUUUGACGGGGUGAAAUUUUCUUCUAUAUUUAACUAUAGGUAUUUUACGUAGCGAUUAUUAUUGUUUUUUUAAUUAUAUUUUGAUAAUUGAACGUUUAUUUUUAUAUCAACAAGAGUUUUAAAAGCAAUUUGGGUUAAAAAUUACUACUUAUAAUCACAUUUGACACCGAUGUGACUUUCCAUUGGCACAUAAAUAAUCUUAACAUGAAUUAAUAUAUAGUAAUGUUUUAUUAAUGUUAAAAUAAAAAUUGAGCUAUCAAGAAUAUAGCAAAUGGUUAAACUGAGGACCAGACAACUGUCCAACCCGACAAACUAAAAUGGUAAUUCAGUCCAACCGGAUUGGAUUAGAAGAAUUGACGGUUAAAAUAGUGAUAAAACUGGUUCAAUAAGUGAUUGAACUGGUUAACCGGACCGGAUCAGAAGACUUGACGGUUAAAAUAGUGAUAAAACUGGUUGAAUAAGUGAUUGAACUGGUACUUAACCAAUGGUUGGACCGUAAACCAUGAAGUUAGGUUCAUUUUUCAUAUUUUACUCAAUCGGUUUAACUGGCGGUUGAAUCUACACCGAGAGCCACACCUGUGCUGAUUUACUGAUCCAAAGAAAAGGUACUGUAGAUUUGUUUGAGUGAGAAAGAGUUGAAUACAAGAUAGGCAUCCUUUCUAAUGAGUUUAGUUUAACAAUCCUUAUCAAGUCAUACCCUAUCUACUUUCUUCUGGUUCGGUUUCUUUAUCAAGAGCCAUUAUGACCCUUCCUCUUAAGAAUAAGAAACAACAACUAGUUUCCAUGGCGAAGGAAGCCAAAGAUGACGACGACAACUUGUCUGCUUCAUUUUCAUGGUGGUCAGAUAGCCAUAAUCGUCCUCAUAAUCAAUCUCCAUGGCUAAAAUCCAUAUUCUCAGAUUUAGAUGACAAGAUUAAAACGAUACUAAAUAUCAUACAAGAUGAUGGAGAUUCAUUUACAGAAAGAGCUGAAAUCUUUUACAAAAGAAGACCUGAACUUUUACAAAUCUUGCAUGAUUUGCACAACUCAUAUCACUCCUUAUCCCAAAACUACGACCAAUCACCUCUACAAAUCUCAACCGACGUCGCCGGUCUCCAAUCGGACGGCCAGGAUGAGGGGUAUCAUCAUAUGACGGUGUCGAAACUGAUAGAAGAUAAUCGGAGACAGCAGGCUGAGCUGAUAAGGAGAAAUGAUGAGAAGAGACUAGUAAUUAAACAACUUCGUGCGCAGGUCAGUAGGCUAAUGGAUGAUAAUAGGGCAUUGAUGAGUCGUCUUCCUCUUCCGAGUUAUAAGGUGGAUUUGAAACGGAGCGAGUCGACUAGUUUCUCCAAGAUCAAGGGACUCAAUUGCAUUGGCAACUUCCAUGACUAAAGCACUUUCAUAGUAUUGUUCAAAGGAAUCUUUGAUUGUUUUGGAUUGUUGAUUAACGAUGAUAAUUUUGUUUAAUUCAUUUUUAAUCUUAAUAAUUUGCUCUUGCUGUUUUUGGAUUCUA
Messenger RNA from Mercurialis annua (annual mercury), 1799 nucleotides. Its product is annotated as protein NETWORKED 3C-like. NCBI's taxonomy places the organism in Eukaryota, Viridiplantae, Streptophyta, Magnoliopsida, Malpighiales, Euphorbiaceae. The transcript is spliced from 2 exons. Gene Ontology annotation, molecular function: actin binding. The record is from RefSeq and is a predicted model, not a curated record. The coding region runs from base 1049 to 1678 and encodes 209 amino acids.